This is a messenger RNA of Cantharellus anzutake, 731 nucleotides long. RefSeq lists its product as uncharacterized. Lineage: Eukaryota; Fungi; Basidiomycota; Agaricomycetes; Cantharellales; Hydnaceae. The transcript has a single exon. The record is from RefSeq and is a predicted model, not a curated record. Bases 325 to 690 code for a protein of 121 amino acids.
UCCAUUUCCACGUUACCUAUCUUUCCCCGUUACUUUUGCCGAGAGGGUACCGCAAUCGCUCAAAGCAUCCGUUCUACUUCAUCCUUCUUCCACCCAACUGCCACGAUCACAAUAUUCUCGUCAGAACUUCGGCUGAUCGCAUUAUCUUUCGCACCGGAUAUAAACAACUGCCCUCCGUUUGUUGCUAGUUAGACGUUGAAAGGUUGCAGUUUUGUCUCAAGCUCGCCUGCUGUGUGCCACCGGUUGCCCUUAGCCUGUUACCCUGCUGUCGUCCUAUUGUCGGCAACGAAACUGAUUCCUUAGCAUGCAUUGUACUCUGCAAAAAUGUUCGUGUGUCAGUUCCUUCUGGACUGGAUUAAUGCAUGGGUGUUAGAAAUAUUGUCAAUCAUCUUGACUCUCGCCUCGCCUACACAUAGAUUAAUUACAGAUCAGCAGGACAAUCUUAUUCGAUACAACCGACCGAUAAGCUCACUGAUCUUGCCAUCCCUCGUAAGAAUGAGGCAUCUACGGCUGUACCCCUACGCGGUUCGUGUUGUGAUUCUUGCAGAGUGCUUGCACAUCUAUAUCCGAACGGUCGAAUUGAUGAACACCGAGAAUGACAGCCAAAUUAGGGUGAGUGCGCCACUUGCACGAGCCGCGCCUGUCUGGCGUGCAAUGCUUUAUUUGCUCCGCGAAGGGGGGCAAAGAUAAGCACGAGAGAAAGAGAGAGGCCGGAUCAAGGUUGAACUACA